AUGACCACCUUUCCCGAUAAUCUGCGCCCCAGUGAGCCAAACGGCCCCAGCAUCUUGCAGAAAGAAAGAACAAACUCCCAAGUUAGCGUGGCAGAAAUAGGGAACCAUCUCUAUGCUCAUAAUGGGUUCCUUGCGCGGCAAUCUCGGGUGCUUGCUAUCCUUUUGGAGGAGCCUCUUUUCAGCAAAUCACAACAACCGCAGUUGUCGCGCAUCGAUCGCUUCAAACUGGCAGUUGCGCGCGGAAAAUUGAUCCGUCGGCUCCAAGAUGUCCAUCAGUGGAGCUUGGAGGACUACAAAAUGGCCCACUACCUUGUGGAUGAACCGACUCCGUACCACCUUCACAUGCAGAUGUUCCGCACAACCAUCUUGGAACAAGCCAGUGAUGCGCAGAAGGCUUUGUGGCUACCUAAGAUUGAAAGCUGGGAUAUCAUUGGCGCGUACGCGCAGACGGAGCUUGGUCAUGGCAGUAAUGUCCAAGGGAUAGAGCUCCAGGCUCGUUGGGACCCGAAUGAGAGGGGCUUUGUGCUUCAUAGUCCUACCCUGACUGCCAGUAAGUGGUGGAACGGUAGCCUCGGUCGGAUGGCCAACCACGCGGUCGUCAUGGCCAGGUUGCUUCUACCGCAGCCCGCCGGCGGUUACGUUUCCCAAGGCCCGCAGGCGUUCAUUGUCCAGGUUAGGGAUCUCAAAACCCACCUUCCCUUGGAUGGUGUCAUCAUUGGAGACAUUGGAGCCAAGUACGGGUACAAUACAAUGGACAAUGCAUACAUGCUGUUUAACAAUUUUCGAAUCCCCCACUCCGCCUUGUUAUGUCGUUAUGUACAUCUUGAUCCAAACACAGGGGUUUUUACCAAGCCAGAGAGGCCAAUGACAGUGUACGGAUCAAUGACAAACGUCCGUGCCAAUAUAGUCCACGAUGCGGGGCUGGCCUUAGCCCGGGCUGUCACGGUAGCAGUCCGUUAUACCGCGGUCCGACAACAGUUCCGAGACCGAGACUCGCCGGAUCCCAACAGUAGUGAGCUCUCUGUCCUCGAUUACCCGACGGUACAGGUCCGAAUUUUACCGCUUCUGGCUGCCGCAUUUGCACUCCACUAUACCGGACGGGCGAUGUACGAGAGCUAUCAUCGAGCACGCGAAGAGAUUGAACAAGGGAACUUCCAAGGUUUGGCCCAUAUGCACAGUCUCUCAUCAGGACUGAAGAGCCUAUGCACAGCAAUGACAGCAGAUGGCAUCGAGGUCUGUCGACGUUCAAUGGGAGGCCACGGCUUUGGUGGAGGUAGUGGUCUCAUCCAGCUCAACAACGACUAUAUGGCAAAAACCACGGUCGAAGGUGAUAACUGGAUGAUCACACAGCAAUCCGCCUCUUACCUAAUCAAAAAAAUGGCACUUGCUGUUAAGACGCUGGACAACCCGUCCACGGACGAGAUGGAUGCACAGUUCAAGACUUUCCUCAAGCACCGCGGAGAGGCUAGGACCUUCGAUAUCUUGGGAAAUGACGAAGAUAUCUGCGCCAGCUUUCAGUGGAAGGCAACCUCCCAGGCCUAUGAGGUAUACAACGAGAGAGUUGUCAAGAAAAAGCGCUGGAAUGAUAUUCUACUUCAGCUCCACCACCUCAGCCAGGCGCAUGCCCAACUCUUCCUAGUCAAAACUUUCUUUGACUCUUUGAGCUCAUGUCGCGAUAUGUCACCGCCAGUGAGGGGAGUUCUUCUAGACCUUUUCCGUCUUUUAGCCCUGACGAUAAUGAAAUCUGAGAGCUACGAUUUCCUUCGCUUUGGUGCAGCCUCCCCAGCCUGUCUCGACGCCUUGCCCGCCAGGAUACAGUGUCUGAUGGCCCAGAUUCGGCCUCACGCGGUUAAUCUCGUUGAUGCUUGGAUGAUACCUGAUUAUCUUCUGGACAGCGCAUUGGGUCGUUCUGAUGGACGGGUGUACGAGGAUUUAUUCAAUCGUGCUCAUCGUCUGAAUCCAUUGAACAAGAUGACCUUUAACCCUAACUAUCGGGAUGACGAGAUUGUCAAGGGCACUCAAGACAGUGGGCUAGCCAUUCUAUCCAAAAUCUGA
Messenger RNA from Penicillium robsamsonii, 2055 nucleotides. RefSeq names its product acyl-CoA dehydrogenase/oxidase. The record is from RefSeq and is a predicted model, not a curated record. The transcript has 6 exons. Gene Ontology annotation, biological process: fatty acid beta-oxidation using acyl-CoA oxidase; lipid homeostasis. NCBI's taxonomy places the organism in Eukaryota, Fungi, Ascomycota, Eurotiomycetes, Eurotiales, Aspergillaceae. Bases 1 to 2055 code for a protein of 684 amino acids. Gene Ontology annotation, molecular function: fatty acid binding; acyl-CoA oxidase activity; FAD binding. Gene Ontology annotation, cellular component: peroxisome.